Schistocerca piceifrons (Central American locust) is the source of this 984-nucleotide messenger RNA. RefSeq names its product beta-glucosidase 34-like. The transcript has 8 exons. The record is from RefSeq and is a predicted model, not a curated record. NCBI's taxonomy places the organism in Eukaryota, Metazoa, Arthropoda, Insecta, Orthoptera, Acrididae. Gene Ontology annotation, biological process: carbohydrate metabolic process. The coding region runs from base 1 to 984 and encodes 327 amino acids. Gene Ontology annotation, molecular function: beta-glucosidase activity.
AUGGCACCACUGUCGUACUUGGAAUUGCUGGGUAUUUCUUGCCUGUUAGCAGCCAUCAACGGGAGUGAAAGCAGAGCGUUCAAUGAGUUUCCAGAGGGUUUCCUGUUUGGAGCUGCCACUUCAGCCUAUCAGGCUAAAGUAUACCGUUUCUCCAUCUCUUGGUCUCGUAUACAGCCUAACGGGGACAUAGACGUGAUCAACCAGGCGGGGACUGACUACUACAACAACCUCAUCAAACUGCUGCUGGAGAUUUACAUUCAACCGCUGGUGAAGAUGUUGCUGACAUUCAACGAGCGUUACGAUUUUACGAAAGGCUACGCCACCACCGGCGGCCACGCUCCGUCCCAGAAAGCUCCGGGCAUCGUCGACUACCUGGCGGCGCACACCGUCAUCAGGGCGCACGCCAUGGUCUACCGGCUCUACGACGAGCAGUAUCGCUCCACGCAGAACGGUAAAGUCGGUAUCACACUAAACUGUGACUGGUUCGUACCAUACGAUGACCUGGAGGAAUCCCUGGAGGCUCAGGAACGUGUGAUUGAGUUCCAGCUGGACCUGUACGCCAACCCUAUCUACAUCGACGGCGACUACCCGGCCGUGGUGCGGGAACGUGUGGACAACAACAGCAGAGCCGAGGGUCGACCCAGGUCACGCCUGCCCAGCUUUACUGACGAGGAGAAGCGGAUGAUCAAUGGUUCUUCUGAUUUCUUUGGACUGAAUUCAUACACAGCAAGUCUUGUGAAGUCUGCAGACCAAUACUUGGCAGAAUUACUGAAAGCUAUCAAUGAAGACAGGGCAAAUGUCAUUGGAUAUACAGCUUGGAGUCUUAUCGACAACUUGGAGUGGAAUUCUGGUUUCAGACCGAAGUUCGGCAUCUACCAUGUGGAUUUCAACAGCACUGAGAGAACAAGGACGCCAAUGGCUUCAGUAAGCUUCCUACAUGGCAUCUACAGCAACAUGAGUGUACCAGAAGAAUACUUUACGUAA